Lolium perenne is the source of this 429-nucleotide messenger RNA. Lineage: Eukaryota; Viridiplantae; Streptophyta; Magnoliopsida; Poales; Poaceae. The record is from RefSeq and is a predicted model, not a curated record.
AUGGCCGGUAGAAGCCGCGGCCGUGCUAGAGCAGCAAGGCGUGCACGACCGUCGUCGCCUGCACCGUCGUCGUCUUCCGAGGGGGAGUGGGAGUUCCAGUUCAUCGUCGUCCUCAAUGGCGACCCACUCGACAUCCAGAGGAUGUCGGACAAGUUUGCCGAGUUCCUCGCCGGCAACGAGCUAGCCGCAUUGCAGCUACGGGAGGUUGGCUGCAGCUUCUGCCGGUGGCCGGUGGACGUGCUCUUCGACGGGUCUGGCAGGAUGUACCUCCACACCGGCUGGGAGAAGUUCACGCGCUUCAAAGACCUCCAAGCCGGCUGCGUGCUCAACUUCUGCUACCAAGGCGGCGAGGAGAGAAGCGUGAAGGUGUUCGACGACACGUCCUGCCGCCGGCACUACCACGACGACAACGAAAAGGACGACGAUUGA